AGGUUAUUGAGUCCAUUCUUCUUCGCUUAACCCGCUCCAGUGCACCGGCCGGGGUUUUAGCUAGCUGAAACAAGUGUCUUAUAUCGCCUUGUCCUUAAAAUGUCUCACCCAACACCGUCUGACAAGCCUUCCAACCCUGAGAACCCCCGUGUCUUCUUCGAUGUAGAAAUCGACGGAGAAAAAGCUGGCCGAAUAGUCUUGGAGCUGUUUGCUGAUAUCACUCCCAAGACUGCUGAGAACUUUCGGGCACUCUGCACUGGAGAGAAAGGCACUGGCAAAUCAACCGGGAAACCGCUGCACUUCAAAGGAUGCCCAUUCCACAGAAUCAUCAAGAAAUUCAUGAUCCAAGGAGGUGACUUCUCCAACCAUAAUGGCACCGGUGGAGAGAGCAUCUACGGGGAGAAGUUUGAGGAUGAAAACUUCCACUACAUGCAUGACAAAGUGGGUCUACUAAGCAUGGCCAAUGCUGGGCCAAACACCAACGGCUCACAAUUUUUCAUCACUACUGUCCCCACGCCACACUUAGAUGGAAAGCAUGUGGUCUUUGGACAAGUCUUGAAAGGGAUUGGGAUCAUAAAAAUGUUGGAGUCGAUUGACACUCAAGAUGAUGCCCCUGUAAAGCCAUGUAUCGUAGCAGACUGUGGUGAGCAUAAGGACGGGGACAGUUGGGGUGUUGCACCAAGCGAUGGAUCAGGGGACACCCAUCCAGACUUCCCUGAGGACUCUGACAUCGACUUUAAAGAUGUCGAUAAAGUUCUGUCUGUCGCUGAGGACGUCAAGAACAUUGGAAACAACCUUUUUAAGAAUCAAAACUGGAAAGCUGCUGUCAACAAAUACAGCAAAGCCCUCAGGUACUUGGAGGUGAGUGGAGAUCAGCUGGAGGAGGAUGCGCAGCUGAAACUGGAACCCACAGCCCUCAGCUGCUUCCUCAACACAGCAGCUUGCAAGCUGAAGAUGCAGCUGUGGCAAGAUGCCCUGGACAGCUGCAGUGAGGCUCUAGAGCUGGACCAAGCGAACACUAAAGCGCUUUUCCGGAGGGCCCAGGCCUGGCAGGGCUUAAAGGAAUACAGCAAAGCCAUGACUGAUCUGAAGAAAGCUCAGGAGAAAGCUCCAGAAGACAAAGCUAUCAGCAACGAGAUGAAGAGAGUUCAGUUUAAAAUCCAGGAGGAGAAGGAGAAAGAGAAGAAAAUCUAUGCCAAAAUGUUUGCUUGAAAAUUUCACCUAAUGAUGCAAUGAAUUGUUCAUAUCGUUAAUCAAUAUUUGAAGUCAUCUCUACAGGGGAAGCUGCACUUAACACAGAUAAAGUCUGUAACCAGGUACAGUGUUUUCAGUUGACAGGUUCUUUCAUGUUUUCCACCCGGCACAUUUUUCACUGUCUGUAUUCUUACAAGGGAAUAACUAUUGUACGUUUUAAGCUGUCUUCAUUUCGACAAGCGUGUUCACUGUAAUGAAUAGUUUGAACAUUAGAUUGAUGUGUGGCUGACUCCACUGCUCUGAAAAAAUAGGUUUACACUUGGCAUUGUUCUGUAGUUUUGAAGCAGUUCAGCGUGUUGUAUCAUGUCCUAGAAGACAUUUUGAUACAGUGCCCUUUGCGACAUACAGUACAUCCAUUUGUUUUUAUUUAUGUUUUUUACAGAGGUCAAUAAAUCAGAAAGGACAGCAGUCAAGUGUUCUUUAUUCAUUACUGUGAUAUAUUAUCAAUGAUAUUAUGUACAGUACUACGUGGAUCAAAAUGUACCUGCAAUAAUGCUAAAAUAAACCUUAAUUUAAGAAGA
This is a messenger RNA of Seriola aureovittata, 1775 nucleotides long. RefSeq names its product peptidylprolyl isomerase D (gene ppid). Gene Ontology annotation, molecular function: protein binding; peptidyl-prolyl cis-trans isomerase activity. The transcript has 10 exons. The coding region runs from base 100 to 1212 and encodes 370 amino acids. The record is from RefSeq and is a predicted model, not a curated record. Gene Ontology annotation, biological process: protein peptidyl-prolyl isomerization; protein folding. NCBI's taxonomy places the organism in Eukaryota, Metazoa, Chordata, Actinopteri, Carangiformes, Carangidae.